GAGCGCUGAGGCCCGAGACCCCUCUUUCCAGGGGGUGACCCUCUGCAUGAGCCUGUGUCUUUGCCAAGGCAGCUCCGAUGGGUACCAGCUCCUCAUCCGCCCCCAGUACAGCAGUGCAACGUGUGGGAAAAGAAGCCGUAACCCAAAUCCAAGUCAGGUCCCUUUAACAAGAGAAUUCUGCAGAGCCAGCAGUUCUGAGGAGGAUCAAGGCUCCCUCUCUGUCCAGAGUGCUAAGUAUUGUGCUUCCUGCCAGACAAGGAAAACUCCCCUGUGGAGGAUUGCUGAGGAUGGCACCCUGCUCUGCAAUGCUUGUGGCAUCAGGUACAAAAAGUACAGGAUACGAUGUUUCCGCUGCUGGAAUAUCCCGAAGAAAAGUGGCAAACCUUACUCCCGCUGCUCGAACUGUGGAGACAGACUGCGCAUGGCCGCGGCCCAGCAGAGAACCGUGAAAAGAAAAUGCGACGACUUCCUUAAAUCUCAAGCAAGUGCUCUUUGCUAUUAGCCGGACAGCAGGCUCUGGUACCUGCUGGAGUGAGCAGGGGAUCAGCACUGCCCUGCGGGCUGAGCGGAGGGAUGCGAGAAGCGUUGGCUCAGUCCAGUUGCCUUUAGGACCAGUUGUUGCGUUUCCCCCUUCCUCUCGUGCUGUUGUGUUCUGUAAAAUUAACAUUCACUCCUGCCUUUGGUUUGCGCAAAGUGGACGGGAAAAUGAACCCAGGUUUUUGCACAGGUGAAGUUGUUACAGAGCUUGAAUGAGGGGUGGGAAAAUAAGAGUUGGAAUCUUAAGCUUGCUCCUGGCUCGCCUGGUGGGUGUGAGUGUGGGUGGCUGCUUGUUCAGACCCCAGGAUACUUUGGCCUGCAGUGCUACGCCCUGGGUCUAACCUGUCUUGACUGCAGAACAGAUCGCUGCAGGGAGGCUCUCUCUAGCAGGCCUUGUCAUGGGGCAAAUGCAGACUCCAGGAGAAAUUGAGAUAAUUCUGGAUGUUAAAGAAAAUAAAAUAUUAGCUCCAUUCAGAUAGUAACUCACACCUGUGGCAGCAACAAUCGCUGCUAUGGACAUGAGCUGAACAUGUAGAUUCUGGCAAUGCUUAAAAAACCUGCUCAAAAUUAAAUGAAGCAUUGUUACGGGUUUAAGAUCAAUAUUCGUUCCUGGCCCCAAUGAAGAGCUUUCCUGUUAACGUGCUGAGGUCUUUCCAAGGACAGACACUAAGACUGUAAACUUGCAGGGCUCAGGCUUCAAGGCUUUUAUAUUUGCUAAUUCAAAAAACUAAAUAACAACAAGUGAGUUGGGGAUAAUUAAUAUGGAACCUCAUUUGUUUUGUUGCACUAAACUUAGUCAGGGUGGCACUUAUUGAAUAGAGACUCUCUCCUUCGCUGGCUUGUGAUGCAUUUCAGAAACUUCUUCAAUUCUCAAUUAGUUUGCUACUUAAAAUAGUACUUAUGGGGCAUUCUUGUACAAAAUGAUUAUCUCCA
Molecule: messenger RNA, 1470 nt
Organism: Chelonoidis abingdonii (Abingdon island giant tortoise)
Lineage: Eukaryota; Metazoa; Chordata; Testudines; Testudinidae
Gene: ZGLP1
Product: zinc finger GATA like protein 1
Biological process (GO): spermatogenesis; regulation of transcription by RNA polymerase II; oocyte development
Cellular component (GO): nucleus
Molecular function (GO): zinc ion binding; sequence-specific DNA binding
Source: RefSeq, a predicted model, not a curated record